Messenger RNA from Impatiens glandulifera, 873 nucleotides. RefSeq names its product alpha carbonic anhydrase 7-like. The coding region runs from base 1 to 873 and encodes 290 amino acids. The transcript is spliced from 7 exons. The record is from RefSeq and is a predicted model, not a curated record. Gene Ontology annotation, molecular function: zinc ion binding; carbonate dehydratase activity. Lineage: Eukaryota; Viridiplantae; Streptophyta; Magnoliopsida; Ericales; Balsaminaceae.
AUGAAGAACAGUUGGAUCUUGUUCAUCUCUCUAAUUUUCCUGUUUCUCUUCUCCCGUGUCGCAUCAAAUACAGAAGAAGGAGGAGGUUUAGAAGAAGAAGAUGAAAAAGAAUUUGAUUAUGAUUGGAGGAGUAAGAAGGGUCCGAGCAGAUGGGGUUUGUUGAAAAGAGAAUGGAAAGCUUGCAACAAUGGAGAAAUGCAAUCUCCUAUUGAUAUGUCUGAUCGUAAAGUCAAAUUACUUCAAAAAGGAAGCACAGAUUUCAUUAGUAGAAUUGAUUAUAAAUCUGCUAAUGCUACUCUCAAGAACAGAGGCCAUGAUAUUUCUCUGCAAUGGGUUAUUGGAGAAGCAGGAUCAAUUGAAAUCAAUGGCACAAAAUUCUUUCUUCAUCAAGCUCAUUGGCAUUCUCCAUCUGAGCACUCUAUCAAUGGCAGAAGGUACGAUAUGGAAUUGCACAUGGUUCAUGUAAAUACUAACAUAACCUUCAACAAGAAUAACCAUAUAGCUGUCAUUGGAGUUCUCUACCAGAUUGGUCAUGCAGAUCAUUUUCUCUUUCAGUUGAUGAAGAAUAUAUCAAAAAUAUCAGAUAAGAAGGUGGAGAAUUUCAUUGGUUUAGUUAACCCAAAAAGGAUUCUUAAGCUUAAGAGGAAUACCAAAUUUUAUAGAUAUAUGGGUUCUUUAACUGUCCCACCUUGUACUGAAGGUGUCAUUUGGACCAUCACAAAAAAUGUGAGAAGUGUUUCGACAGCUCAAGUUCAAUUAUUGCGAGAAGCUGUUCAAGAUCAUGCCGAGAGGAAUGCAAGACCAGUUCAACCGUUAAACAAUAGAAACAUUUAUUCAUCUUCAAAUUUGCAUAAUUUGUACACAAAGAAUUGA